This is a messenger RNA of Anolis sagrei ordinatus, 5516 nucleotides long. RefSeq names its product SH3 domain binding glutamate rich protein like 2 (gene SH3BGRL2). The record is from RefSeq and is a predicted model, not a curated record. Gene Ontology annotation, cellular component: cytoplasm. Lineage: Eukaryota; Metazoa; Chordata; Lepidosauria; Squamata; Anolidae.
CCUUGCGGCCCUUAAUCCCCACCCUCGCUGGCUUUUUUAUCUCUUGCUCCCUGGAGCAAAGGAGCCUUCCUUAUCGGAGGGGUCCAUCCUUUUGCUGGAGGAGGGAAAGGGAGCAAGGAAGGAAGGCGGGCAAGGAGGGCAAGGAGGGAGCUGAGCUGCUGCUGCUGCUGUUCCUGCUGAUUGGCUCUGCCUUUGGGAAGGAGCCUCCUUGGCUGCCCAGCGCCACUCACCUUUACCUUUAAAGCCGCAGGAGGAGCUGGUGCCAGGCGGAUGUAGUAGGAAGGCAGGCAGGCAGGCAAGGAAACAGGAGGAAGGAAAGAAAAGGAAGGAAAGAAAGAAGAAAGAAAGAAGAUGGUCAUUCGGGUCUUCAUCGCUUCCUCCUCGGGAUCCGUGGCGAUAAAGAAGAGACAGCAAGACAUUGUACGGUUUCUGGAAGCCAACAAGAUCGACUUUGUAGAGGUGGAUAUCACUAUGUCAGAGGAACAAAGGCGAUGGAUGUAUAAAAACAUCCCUAAGGACAAGCAGCCUGAACAAGGCAAUCCGCUACCUCCCCAGAUUUUCAGUGAUGAUGAGUACUGCGGAGAUUAUGACUCAUUCUUUGAAUCCAAGGAGAGCAACACCGUCUUUACAUUUCUUGGGUUGAAACCUAGUUUGGCAUCAAAGGAGUCGGAGCCUUAAGAAUAUUCCUUGAGGAUUCAACAAGCACAUUGUCUGGGUAAAUGAAAUCCUUGAUGUUCAGCACACAACACCUUCCCUAGUGGAUCACUGUGAUACAAGCCAAUAUGCACCAUCAAUAGUUUGCUUGACACUGACAUGGUGAAAUUAAAUGGUGGAAACAAAUGGGGGUAAAUGGUGAUGGUGGUGGUGGGUUCUCUUCCUUAUUUGCAAACAUAUCUAAAGUUAAGGUCAGGGACCAUUGUUGUAGCAGGUGGUGAUAUUCCAUUGACUUGCAUUUUUCAAAACGGCAGCUGAAUCUGAUAGUACAGGUAUGUAUUAUCAGAGCUUCAGUGGCUCUGAAUCAGAGGUGCCACAGACAUGACCUUCAAUCCAAUUAAACUUGAAGAUAAGCAGCACCGAGCUGCAAAAAUAUCAACCCCCCCUUUAAAAAACCUUAUCCAAAAUCAAGAAAGAAAGAACAGGGUUUCUAUUUUUCUGUCCAAAAAAUAUCUACUAAUUGUGCUAAAAUGUGCUCAUUGCCAUUUUUCUCCUUGAAAAAUCAAAUACAAAUCUCACCUCUUAUCUGGCUGACAUGGUGCUGUAGAGUUUGAAGGCAUGGAUAUCCCUCCAGGACUGAGGAGUUUGCUUUGAUUGAAAACUUCUUCAUGCAGCUUCAAAGAGAGGAUUUGCCACAAUACUUUCCACCAUAUCUCAACUCUAGAAGGGAACAAAUGCCAGUGAAGGUCUGUCACUUUGAGCCAUUGAGUUGCCAAAUUUUAUAUUUAUACAUUCAAUAGUUAUUCUUCUACCUUAUAGUAGUAGUGCUGUCAAUGGGAUUAAUGGUAGAUCAAAGGAUAAAACCUGUAGAGUGCCAUGGAAUGUAACCAGCGCCCGCAAAAGCACUUAAGCCAGGAUUUUAAGCAGGUUAAUAGUUCUGUUGCCUUAAAGGGAAUGAGGUAUGAGGAGUUUUUUUUUUUAACAGAAGACAGAAGCAUUAUGUUCAGCGUGCAAAAUGUGUCACUAACUGGUUGGGCUGGUGUUUUUAGGGUCUUCUUAUGGUGAGCCAUAAUCAUCGGUAGUAAAGGUAGCACGUUCUAUCUCAGCAGUGCAUCUUGGAUGCUUAUAAAUCAGGGACGUGGAUCCCUCCAGGUAUUGUUAGACUGCAACACAGCCACUACCUUUAGCUAUCAAAGCCAAUGGUGAAUCAUUAUGGGAGAUGCAAUCAAGCAAUGUUUGGAUAGUCUUGUGCCCCCCCCCCUUCCUGUUUUGAGUGAAAAGUGUGAGAUUGAACACUAAUAAUGUCCUGUGCAUCUCAUCUGGGACAUUAGAGAAACCUCCCACAAGGAUGGUAAUACAUCAAAACAUCUGGGCAUCCCCUAGGCAGCGUCCUUGCAGAUGGCCAAUUCUCUCACACCAGAAGCGACUUGCAGUUUCUCAAGUCACUCCUGACACAGAAAAAAAAACUCAAUUGUAAAGGAAGUCCCAUAAAGUCCAGCGAGACUAUUUUCAGAUGAAUGUGUAGAUAAUUAUGGCUUAGUUGUUUUUUAAGUCUUAAUUAUCAUUUGGAGCCCCACUACUGUGCCAGAGCAAAAAUAUUAGAACCACAAAGGUACACAGGCUCAAUUUCUGUUGAUUUUGCAUCUGUUACGAUUGUAGUCUAACAUUCUGAGCGCACCCGCAGAACUGAACCUUUGGUAUCACUUGGAAUGAUUUCCUGGGUAGAACUAGUAACACUUGAUGCAUCAGUUUACAUCAAUCCUGAACCUUCAAAUCCUAAAUUGAAACAUAGGUGCUCGUGUGUGAAGUUCAAGUUGUAUGCUACUGUCCCAAAGAGAAAUACCGUAUUUCAAUGAAUCUAAGGUGCUAUCAAAUGUGCCCCCUUUUGAAGCUUCGAUUUCUGAAAAAAAUAAAGCAAAACAAUUUUCUUGGAAUGUUUAAAAAAAUUAUUCUGCACGAACAACACCUUUUUUUUGUUCUAUGCCUCUUUGCAGUGCAAUGUUUCCUGUAGGGCAGUGGUUCCCAACCUUUGGUCCUCCAGGUGCUUUGGACUUCAGCUCCCGCAAUUCCUAACAGCUGGUAAGAUAGCUGGGAUUUCUGGGAGUUGAAGUCCAAAACACCUGGAGGACUCAAGAUUGGGAACCACUGCUGUAGGGUGAGGAGGGAGUGUGAAAAAGUCAUUUUGUCUGCAUAAGUCUAUUUUCAAAUCUAUAACCUUGUUAGAGAAGUGGUACUUAACUCAGCCAGACAGUGAAAAGCUGUCUGGCUGAGUCUGAGGACAAAAAUUGGGGGGUUUAGCAGAGCCAUUGGGGCUGGGGCCCUUCCUCCUUCUCCUCAAGGUAAGACAGUGUUUUUGGUUUUUUAAUACUCCCCCUCCCCCACAAAAAAACCCAGUGAAUCUGAGGCGCCAUUGAAUCUAAUAAUUUUAAAGCCCUUUUAACAAGAUUUGAUGAAAUACAGUAGAGCUAGUUUGUUGUGUUUGAACUGUUGUAGGGAGAGUUGGUCAUGUUUAGCUUAAGUCUCAUUCAUUUCGGCGGAAAUUAAGCAUAAUACAGAACUAAACUACAGAUUAUAUCGUAGAGCAGAAGGAUGAGAGUUAUGCAGAAUUCCAGAUGUUGUGGGACUACAAGUCCCAUCAAUCCUAGCCAACAUAGGUAAUGCAGAGAUAUGCUAGGAGUUCAACAUUUGGAAGGAGCACAUGAGUCUCAUCCCUGGUGCUGACUUAAAUUGGAUUUUGGUUUUCUUACAAGAUAUUAAAGAGACUGGUAUGUGGGUGUUGGGAAAUUCUUCCUCUGAAUGCAGCGCAUAAUGAGGAAGACAGGCUGUCAUCUUGUCAGGACUUACAUGUGCUGAAAUGUCAUUUUGGACAGGCACAAGAGCUGUUCUGUUGUCAUUGCUCUCCGUCCAAAAGCCUUCCAUACCCAACAACUGUCAAGCCUCAGGAUGGGACUCCCUAUUGCUGUUGAUUACCAGUGAAGAAAGAUGUGGGAACAUGAAUUGAACCAUGGAGGUUUGUUUCCUUCCCAAUGGAAAGGAAGACACAGGUGAUCUCCUUUGAGAGUGCAAUCUCAUUUUUAUCCAUCUCCCAUGACCUAGCUGAGACCUGCUCUUUUGUCUGAACUAUCUCCUCCUGGGACUUGAUAGGUGUGUGGCACUGGGAGGACUUGUAACUGCACAUGCAGAGCUAUGUGCGUAUGCAGUAUCUCUUUAUUUCUCAACUCUAAUCAACACUUGUAUCCCCUAAACCAGUGAUUCCUAACUUUUUUGACCAGGGACCACUCUCCAACAUUAGUACCAAAAGGGUUACAAAUGGGUUUUGGCCAACUUUAGCUUUGGUUUGGUUAUUUAGGGUGCUGAUUCAGAAAAUUGCAUUGGGUAGACCACACCAGCUCUAGUUUCUGAUACAGAACAUACAAACCAUAUUUAAUAAUCUAGAGCUGAUGUGUUCUAGCCAAGGGGAAAGGGUGUGAAAGAAGCAGAAAUAAAUAAAAUAAAAUGAAGGAGGCUUGCAGAUCAGAUGUUCAUUCUUGUGGCCCACUGGUGGUCUGCAGCCUACAGGUUAAGAACCACUGACCUAAACAAAGCAUUUAGUCAGUGCCCAGGGGGUUGAGGAGCACCCAGUAAUAUUGAAUUUGGCUGCAUUCAAAGAAGUAACACACUUUACAACUGUAAUGUAUUUAAAGUAUUUCCGUAUCAUCUCCCAGUCCACAAGGGCUCCACAUUAAUUAAUUUGAGGGCUGAAAAUGGUAUAGCUAGAUGCUGCUGAGACAGUAAGACUGCCACCAGAGAGUUCUUUUGGACUGGGAGCCAAAAAUGUUCCACUUAUUGUCUCAACAACAUCUACCAUUUUCAAUGUUUUACUCUGCAUUUAAUGUGCAACAAACAAUAUUUGCAAGGAUUUCACUUCUUUGGUCAUGUGCCCUGUAUCGGGGUACAGUUUGGAGCCUCUGGAUCCAGGUAACCAAGCAGUUCAAGUUUUAAUCUUAAUGACACAGCAGAAGAGAAAUGGAAGAAAAGCUACCCAGAACGAACCAUGAAGAAGCCCUAAUAACACAAAUGUGUGUAAAAGCGAAAUGCAAAAAUGAGCCCUGUGGAGGCGGUCUGAACUCAGGGAAGUCCCAAGAGCAGCUCCUUGAAGAAGGAGGGAACAGGAUGGCAGGACAAAUGUGUUCUUCCAAAAGAGGUGAAAACGGCUUAACAGUCCACUGUGCUAUCCACUCCACUGUGCACAUACAAAUUCUAAAGCAUGCUUAAAGUAGCACCUUACAUCCUAGCUAAUUUUAGUUAUGAUGAUAUUUGUGAUAAGAUACUAUAUUGUCAAGAUGCCUUACAUUUUUAAUUUUUUGGCAGCAGGAGCAUGUUACUAGAAUGCAAGAUUGAAUUAAAAGCUGGCCUGUUCUUAUACCUGUGCCAGAUUGCUCAACUCACUGGUGAUUGCUUCUUGAUUUUAAGUGUAAAGUUGAGCUUUUCGUUUUGCAUUAAAAUUUUUGCAAAGUGCUUGAUAUUUUUCCAUUGUUUUACAGCCUUGUGAUUGUUUUUUUUAAAAAAUGUAAUUAUUUCAAUGCAUCCUUCAGUUCAUGUGUCUUAAAAUUUAGUCUCCUUUCUUUUGUUCACAAACAUCUUAUUUAACCAGUUCUUUGACCUUUUGAUCUUCCAAUGAUGUGCUUAUGUCAAGAAAUAAUUAAGCUUAUUAGCAAACUAUGGUGAGAAACUGUGUUUAUAUAGCCUUAUAUACCAAUCAUUCCUAUGUAUGUAUUGUUCCUGUGGAUGUAUCAUGAUUUCUCUCUCUGUUAAUCAGCACUGUGGUUAACUUGUACAAGUCAACUGUGAUUUAUUUAUUAAUAAAAUUAUCUCUUGAGUUA